AGCACAGCAAGCAAACCAAGACAUGUAAAACGUCUCCUUACUUUUGCUGAGAAUUACAAGCGCGAAAAAACAAGCUUAAACCUAACUGAUGGAAUCAAUCCCGGAGCCGGAGGUGGCGAAGUCAGUCAUGGCGACUGCUAACGGUGAAGGCUCUUCGUCGAUCCCAAAGUCUCCGGGCGAAAAGCCGGUGGUUGUUAGGGUUAAGCGCAAAGCUUCUCAGUCUCCGCUCGAUGCUUUCUGGCUAGAAAUCAACGAGAGGCCUUUGAAGCGGCCAUUUUUGGAUUUUGAGAAGCUAUCGAUUGCUGAAUCUUCUGGAAAUGAAGAAUUGAGGACUAAGAGGGUACUUGUGCAGCACGUUCAAACAGUUCUGAACCCCGAGGCGACCAUUGAUAUUGUGCAGUUGGUUGUGAGCAAUUCUGCUGAUGCUAGUCAGCAUAAGACAAGGGCUGUGGAAAGAAGGAACACAUUUAAAAAGGAUAAUAGACCAAAUCUGUUAUCCAAGUCCAGACAAAAGCAAGAGGAAUUGGCAAAAAAUGCCCGUUUUGAACAAAUAUGGAGGAGCAGAAAGGGGAAAAAGGAGGAAGUAGAUGAAAUGUGUCAUUUUUAUGAAGUUGUUCGUGUUGAUGGUGCUGAGGAAAGAUCCAAUGAUGUAAAGGAACAGCAAGAUAUGUCUUUGGAGGAUCACAGAAUUUUGACUAGCUAUUUGCCUCUACUGAGAGAGUUUAUUCCAAGUGCUGCUGAGGAGAUUGAAUCUGAUAUCCAAGCUCAAAUGUCAAGCCAAGAUGAAUACGUAUAUGACUUGUAUACUGUGAACACUGACAUGGAUGUAGAAAAGGAAGAUUCUUCAAAUCCAUUUCCACUGGUACAAGUUGAUGAUGAGGAUUUCUAUGAUGUGGCGUAUGAGUCAGAAUAUGACAGUGAAGAUUCAAAUGCUGAAGAUAAUCCAAGAAAUGACUAUCCUGAUGAGAUAUCUGAAGAGGAAGAUGAACUUGAGAAUGAGUCCUCCAAUGGAUCAGAGGAGAAAAGUGAGAGUGCUAGUGAUGGAUCUUCAGAGCCUGAGGAUUUAAGAUUCCAUGGAUCUUUGGAAGAUGGAGGCAUACUAUGUGAAGAUGAGACUUAUGAUGAUUAUCACGAUGAAGCUGAUGAUUUUGAUAAUGGAAACAGUGAUGAUAACAUAGAUGGUGAAGAUUGGAGGUGAUCCUACAGGUGAAAUAUUGAUUCAAUAUCAGAGCUUGGUGGUGAUAUUACCUUGUUCUCUUUCCUUUUAUUUCCAGUAUCAUUUAGAAGAUCAUGGUCAAAAUAUAUGUAGAGCAUUACCAACAGUGGAAGUCUUGCACUAAGUCCUAAGAUCCUCGGAGUUUGCUUGUCGCCGGUGUCUAUUUUUGGUUGAUUUUGUGCCCAACAUCAUUUUUCAGUGAGAAGCUGUUCUCUUAGGUGGAUCAUGUAUGAAUGAUUAGUUGUAUGAAAAGAAAUAUUUUCAUAACAC
Messenger RNA from Rubroshorea leprosula, 1486 nucleotides. NCBI's taxonomy places the organism in Eukaryota, Viridiplantae, Streptophyta, Magnoliopsida, Malvales, Dipterocarpaceae. The record is from the annotation of a GenBank genome assembly.